UCGAAAAACAAAUGGUUUCAUUGUAUCCAUAACGACGUUUACAUUAACGCCAUGAGUGUUUACAUUCGGUAGCUAUUUUAUCGAUAAGAUUUUGAUUAUACAUUGAGCAUUUCAAUGGCGACGAAUAAGAAUAUCAAAGAAUGUGGGUGGUUUUAUCAUGCACCUGCUAAGAGACAGGACCCCAAGUCAGAGCCAGUACUGGUUCCUGCUGCCUCUCAGAUUCCGGGUCUGAACUCUGACCUUCCUCCUGAAGAUGACAUUCAGAGGUCACUGUUCCGAGACACAGACACUAAGUAUGUCCGACUGGCAAAAUCUGGAGGGAGACAAAAUCUCUUGCAAUUCAAGGAAAAUCCGGAUAUGAGAAAACGAGAGCCUAAGGCCUAUCCAAGAAAUGAGUGGUUUUACUUAGAGGACAAUAGACUUGAAGAGGAAGAGGGAAAAACUGCAUCAGAUCCUUACCAGUUCACAGUACCAGAAUACAUGUACCACGAAGUGUUCAAUCCAGAUGCACAAACAGAUUCCUAUGAACGACCAAGAAGAGCAUUGUAUGGGUUUGACAAUGUCUCAGCUUUUGAGAGAGAAGGAAAGGGCGUUACAGAUAAAACAGUCAAGUUACCAGAGGUGAUAAAACCGGGCUAUGGUGUACGGAGUGGUAAACCACUGAGAAUGAAGAAACAACCACCUGCUCCUGCCGGAGUCAAAACCGCCCAGCAAGUGUCAGCAGCCAAGAUGGUGGACGAUGGCAGACCUAGACUGAAAUAUUUACCAAUGCCAGAAGCUUCAGAUAAAACAGAGAAAGCAAAGAUGUCUAAACUUUUGUCCUACACUUAUGACAAAGAAUGGCAUGAUGAGGUUCGCAAGUGGGAGUACAAGCAAGACAGACUGAGAGAAAAACACAAACAAAUGAUCGCGGCCCAGGGGCCACAGAAUCAGGAGCCACUGGUCUCCGAGUACAACACCACCAUUGGCAAGAGUAGACCUCCAGCAUACCAACCACAAAAAAGAGGAUACACAGGGGGAUCUGGCCACCAGUCCAAUCGAUCGACGAUCACCUCCACCACAAACUCAAAGAGGGGGGAGAGGAUGCCAGAGAAAGAACUCUUCAAAAUGUCAAAGUUCAAGAAUGUUCAGUCAAGAGUUGACCAGACAAUGCCAAAAGCAAUGGUUGCAGCCACACACUGAUUUUUUUUGUUUUAUUAUUGUAUGAAACUUAUCUGUGAUGCUUAUAUAUACACUCUUAGAACACGGAAUGUACGUUGACUUUCCGAGGCGAUGUCUCAGAGUGCCGAUGAGGAAUUUUUUCUGGUUGAUUAUGUACAUCAAUUACAUGUUGAUUCAUCCAUUUUACAGUAAUGAAUUUUACAAAUUUAUAUUGGAAUCAUUUUGAUAUGCAGGUGCAUAAUAAUUCAGAAUAAUCAUGAGAUAAAACAGUAUUUAGCUUUUUCAGUCUCAAAAUUAAAGAGUAUUCUAAGAAAACUUUUUAAAGUAUUACUAGUUUAGGAAAGUACAUGUUUACUUCUUAUUGAAGAAAAACUAUUUACAAAAUUUUAUUACAUAAACCCAAUUAACCUUUACCCAUGCAAUUUAUUUUUGUUAUGAAAUAAAUAUCGUUUUUUUUUUUUUAUUAUUUAAUACAGCAAUUCCUAUUUUUUUUUUUUUUUUUUUUAUAAAAAAUCAUUUUACAUUGAUUUGUUUCAACCAUUAUAAAGUCUUUGGAUGUUUUGUUUUGGCCCCAUUGUGUAGCAGGUCUUCCCCAAUCUGUUAGUGUGUAAAAUCAUAUUAGUUUUAAUUAUAUUUUUUUUUAUUUUUUAAUACAAGCACCUUUAUCUAUGACCUGGUACAUUCAUGUGAUACUGAAAUACUUAAUUUUACGUGCUACAUUUUUUUAAA
Molecule: messenger RNA, 1890 nt
Organism: Magallana angulata
Lineage: Eukaryota; Metazoa; Mollusca; Bivalvia; Ostreida; Ostreidae
Exons: 7
Coding region: 115-1182 (355 amino acids)
Source: RefSeq, a predicted model, not a curated record